Nicotiana tabacum (common tobacco) is the source of this 790-nucleotide messenger RNA. Its product is annotated as blue copper protein 1b. NCBI's taxonomy places the organism in Eukaryota, Viridiplantae, Streptophyta, Magnoliopsida, Solanales, Solanaceae. The record is from RefSeq and is a predicted model, not a curated record. Gene Ontology annotation, molecular function: electron transfer activity.
GAUCAACUUCUCUUCUUCAUUAGCAAACUUGUGAGUUUUAGGAAAUUGAUCAUUCUUGUAAAAAUGGCACUUGUUAAUGCCCAAACAUUUCUCUUACUUGCAGUUUUCUCAUGCAUGUUUGCUAUUGGUUUAGCCAACUAUGACUUCAACUGGGGUCCUAGAACCUGGAAUAAAACUAACUGCCCGUAUACUCAUCCACCAAAUGCUACUCAAACUUCCAAUAGAUUCAUUGUUGGAGGUUCAGAAAAUUGGCAUUAUGGUUUCAACUACAUGGAUUGGGCUCGAAAGACUGCUCCUUUCUUUGUUAAUGACACCUUAGUGUUCAAGUAUGAUCCACCAAAUGCAAAUGGUACCGGAUUUCCACACAGUGUUUACUUAUUACCAAACUAUAGGAGCUUCAACAAGUGUGAUUUCAGGAGGGCUAAAAGGAUAGCAGAUCCAACUCAAGGUGCAGAGGAAGGAUUUGAGUUUGUGUUGAAGAAAAUGCAGACUUACUAUUUUGCUUGUGGAGAGCACCAAGGCAUCCAUUGCAAGACUGGGAAUAUGAAAUUUGCUGUGAUGCCACUCAAACAUUGGCGUUUCUGAAUUAAAAGAGAGAGUUGCAGAUUGUGCUGUGGCUUGGAAAUAGUUGGAAUUUGGAAGAUGCAUACUGAUUACACUUUUUAAUGAUUUUUUGUGUUUUGAUUGAAUAAAGAUAAAGAACUUUGAGCUGACUUUAGUAUAUUUUUCAUUUCGACUAAAAUGUAAUAGAAGUUUUGUAAUAAGUGAUAUACUUUUUAAUGCUUAAAAU